AUGCCGACGCAAUACGGCAAUUUUCACGACUUUUGUCGCGACACCGGUAGCUUGCGAUCAACCCUGCCAGUCUGCAAUCUUUUCUCCGAGUCCCCGUCACGAGGAGGUAAUGGCUUUGGCGGAUGCGACCUACAGGGUAUCUCGCUAGGAGGAGGAGAAUAUCUCGCAAACUUGGGUUCUAUACUGGUUGAUGGUCUCGCUAUCCUCACCGCCUUGUUCUUGAUUUGGAAGUCAAAUAAGAAGCGUGCCGCCGUCGGAAGAAGGGAGAUGCAGCUGUUCCUCAUUGGAUACAUCAUCAUUUCGAUCUGUGAAAUUUUCACCAUUGGCUGGUUCCCUCUCGAUGGUGCUGUGCGACGCGCUUUCUCUGCUGUACAUAUCGCCGCAAUCGUUGCAACUACGUGGAUCCUCCUCAUGAAUGGUGCCGUUGGCUAUCAAUUCCUGGACGACGGAACCUUUGCCUCUCUCGCUCUCAUCUUUGGAUCCGCCAUCAUUCUCUUUAUCGGUACUGGCUAUAUUGCCCUCGACACUGCUUUCAGCUGGACUGGAUACUGGGAUGAUACUCUUGUGGCCCCCAACCGCUCAUACUCGCUCUAUACUCUGUAUCAGCUCGUACCGCUGGUCUUCCUAACCAUCUUCUUCAUCUUGGAGGCUGUCAUUGUCGUCAGAGUUCUCGGCGAGAUCAGACCCAUGUUCUACCUCGUCUCCGCAAUGCUUCUCUUCGCCAUUGGACAAAUCUUCCAAUACGUCAUCAGCGUGCAUCUCUGCAACGCAACCAACGGAGCCAUCAACGGCGGGCUCUUCGAGUCGCUCUUUACACUGUUUUCAAUCAUCAUGAUCUGGGUCUUCUGGUCCAGCAUCACCGAAGACGACUGGCCUCUCCCCUCGACCGAGACCUCGACUUACCCUUGA
This is a messenger RNA of Aureobasidium subglaciale EXF-2481, 909 nucleotides long. RefSeq lists its product as uncharacterized. The record is from RefSeq and is a predicted model, not a curated record. Lineage: Eukaryota; Fungi; Ascomycota; Dothideomycetes; Dothideales; Saccotheciaceae. The transcript has 6 exons. Gene Ontology annotation, cellular component: endoplasmic reticulum membrane. The coding region runs from base 1 to 909 and encodes 302 amino acids. Gene Ontology annotation, biological process: protein folding.